GCCGAAGUGAGUUAGGACACUUUUCUCCAUCCUAGAGAUGGCGUUCCAAUACCCAUGAUUAAGCAGAAAAAAAAGCGAAAGAAAGGAUGCGAGGCCCUUCAAUUCAACCCUCUUUUCUGGACCGCGAUGUUUAUUCUUCGCUCGAAAUGAGUUAGGAUAUAUAUUCUUUGUUUUUGAGUAAUUCAUAUGUCUGGAUCACUGACUUUCUACUGGAGGUUCGGAUAAGGUGUUGGUGCCUCCUCUCCGUCCAUCCAUCCAUUCAUCCAUCCAUCUAACGCAGGGACGGGGCGAGGAAGGUGGAGGGGCCGCGGCGAUGGCUGCUGGGGGAGGUGGAGGAGGAUGCGGGGAGUCGGUGGAUCAUUACCGGGCGGAGGUGGAGCGGCUGACCCGCGAGCUCGUGGAGGCGAACCGGGAGAAAGUCCGGGCGGCAGAGUGUGGUCUGGUGGUGCUGGAGGAGAACCAGACCCUCAAACAGCAGUAUGCGGAGCUGGAGGCCGAGCAGGAGACCUUAAGACAGGAGCUGGAGCAACUGCACGAGGCCUUCAGCCAGGUGUACACCACCCAGAGGAAGGUGGCUGAAGAUGGGGAGACCAACGAGGAGACGCUGCUACAGGAGUCGGCCACUAAGGAGGCAUACUACAUGGGCCGUCUGCUGGAGCAGCAAGCCGAAUUGAAGAACAGCCGAUCUCAAGCGUCCUGCACACAUGUGGAGAACGAGAGACUCACAGCUAUCCUGCAGGAAUUCAGAGAGAGUAAUGAGAUGUUGGAGCUGCAGAGGAAUCGGAUGAGAGAGGAGAUCAGAGAGUAUAAAUUCAGAGAGGCCCGACUCCUGCAGGACUACACUGAACUGGAAGAAGAGAACAUCUCGCUGCAGAAACUGGUUUCCACGCUUAAACAGAACCAGGUGGAAUAUGAAGGCUUGAAGCAUGAAAUCAAAGUUCUGGAGGAGGAGACAACCCUGCUCAACAGCCAAUUAGAAGAUGCGCUGCGCUUGAAGGACAUCUCCGAGAGCCAAUUGGAGGAGGCCUUGGACGCUCUGAAAGGCGAGCGAGAGCUUAAGAAUACCCUGAGGAAGGAAUUAGUUCAUCAUCUUACCAUGUGCGAUGGGGCUUUCAGUUCAGGCUGUGCCCAUCUGAUCGCCAUGAGCUCAGCGUCACCUAGUGGCAGUGCCACCCCGACAGCUGCGACCUCGCCCAGCAGUGAGGAUGGGGGCAAAUGCAACGGGCAUCUGCUCCAGGGUGCGACAGGUUCGACGCUAAACCGACUGAAUGGAGAAUUUAGGACAUCGGCUUUGAGGAAGAGUGGAAUUUUAACCCCUGAUCUCUUCAGUGAACUCAACGGACCUGAGAUCCAGAAACUCAAACAGCAACUCCAACAGAUCGAGCGAGAAAAAGCAUCUUUGGUAAACAGCUUGCAGGAAUCGCAGGCCCUGCUCCGUCACACACAGGGGGCCCUUGCGGAACAGCACGAGAGGGCCUGUCGCCUGGAUGAGCGAUUCCGAAAACUCCGCCGCCGCAAGGAAUACAAGGAGGAAGACAAAGAUGAAGAGGAGGAGACCACGUAUGUCCCAGGGGACCAGGAGGGUCCCAGUCUGGAGUUGUUGCAGUGUAAAUACAGGGUCGCGUUGACAGAGGUGGUUGGACUGAAGGCGGAGCUUAAGGAGGUCAAAGAAAGAUUUAACGAGUGUGUGGAGGCGAGAGCGCGGGCUGAAGAGCAAGGCCAGGCGCAAUUGCAGGCGCUAGAGAAUCAGGUGGCACAGUUGGAGCGCAGCUGCAGGGAUGGCCGGGAAAAGGUGGUGAAUCUUGAACGUGAGCUGCAGGCAGCCAAUAACACGGCGUUGGAAACCCAUGGAAUUCUCGGUACAGCGCAAGACGAGCUGGCGACAUUUAGCGAAGAAUUAGCGCAACUUUACCACCACGUCUGCCUGUGCAACAACGAGACACCCAAUCGUGUUACGCUGGACUACUACCGGCAGGGCAGGACCCCAACGCGCAUGUCCAGCGCUGGUCUCAAGGUGCAAGACGAUCACAGAGUGCUGUUGACGCCGCGGCUAGCACGGCGUUUAGCGGCUAUUAAUGCCGCAACGUCAGAGUCGCAUAGCCCAUCCGACUCACCAUCCAAAGAGCCCCACACCGCAGAGCAGAGCCAGGUCCGUACACCACUGGGCUCGCCCAUCAUUAGUGCCUCUUCCUCUUCGUCAUCUUCAUCCCCAGCACCCGAGUCGUCCAUGGGAUCUGACCUGCGUCGCGAGCCUACCAACAUCUACCACCUCAACGCCAUCAUUCGGGAUCAGAUCAAACAUCUCCAGAAGGCGGUGGACCGUUCGCUACAGCUAUCCCGCCAGAGAGCAGCAGCUAGCGAGCUCGCUCCAUUGAUGGACAAGGACAAGGAGGCCUGUAUGGAGGAAAUUCUUAAACUCAAAUCCCUCCUGAGCACCAAGAGAGAGCAGAUCGCAACCUUGCGUCUUUUACUCAAAGCCAACAAGCAGACGGCUGAGGUGGCCCUGGCCAACCUGAAGAGUAAAUACGAGAAUGAGAAGACCAUGGUGACAGAGACCAUGAUGAAGCUGAGGAACGAGUUGAAAGCCUUGAAAGAGGAUGCGGCGACCUUCUCUUCCCUCAGAGCCAUGUUCGCCACACGCUGUGAUGAGUAUGUUACUCAGUUAGACGAGAUGCAGAGACAGCUUGCGGCAGCAGAAGAUGAGAAAAAGACGUUGAACUCUCUUCUCCGCAUGGCCAUCCAACAAAAACUUGCACUCACCCAGAGACUAGAAGAACUGGAGUUCGACCAGGAGCAGUCUCACCGUACCCGCGUAGGCAAGACAUCCAGACUGCGGACCACCACACCCAAAGUGGAUUAUAAUGAGGAUCCUGUCUCCCCGACUCCAAAUCAGAGGCAAUGCUUGGAUUUUACACCUCAGAAGUGUGUCACACUGCCUUACCAUACCAACCGCAGCGCCGCCCUGACAUUGAGGCGAAAGCGAUACACACAGGGCACUGUGAGCUGUACAUACGCUAUGGUGUGGGGAGAGGGACACAAGCCAAAGAGGCCCAGUAUGCAUGUGUGAUCACAUGACACUCUGACAUUGUUUGAUUUGAUUGAUUUGUGUCGUUGUCCAGCAGCUUUUUGCCUUUGACGCUUCUUUACACACUACUGAAAGUGUUGAUGUUUCACAGUUUUGUCAGCUGAAUGUGAUAUCUUACAAUCAUUGAUGCGAUGUUAUAGAAAAUUUUAAGGUGAAAUUAAUAGUAGAGCAUGGGGAUGUUUUUAACUAAGAUAAAAUCUUACAAAUACUGACACUAGUAAUACUAAAAUAGAUUAUUUAAUUUGUGGAGAAUGCACUUUUAUUUAACAGUAAGUUACUAUGUUAAAUUAAAUCUUGUUCGACAGACCAAAUACAAUGUCAAAGAAACGUUCUGGUUUUAAUACAAAUCAAGCCCAUGCAACAAUAUUUGUGACAUGCUGUCAAUUACCACCAAAUAAUUAAAAAUUUCUUCAUCAGUUUGUAAUAAAACAAAAAAAAGACCUUUACAGCUAUAGCCAACACUUAGAAUGGAAGUCUAUGGGGCAAGGCAUUGCACCAGGAUAAAUGUUAAAAAACACUUUCGAAAGUAUAGCCACUAGACUUAAAGAUUAUACGUGUUAACUUGAGACUCGUGUGGUAAAAUCACUUACCAAGUGUGCAAUAUUUAAAAGGGACUGUUUGAUUAUAGAAAGGGAAUUACAUUAGUUACAUGUUCAUCCUCCUUGAAAAGUAGUUCCACCAUUGAAAGAUGAUUUAGACAACUUUACAGCUCAAUAACAUAGACUUUUUGUAUGCUAGAAUUUUCUAACAAAAACACAAACACAUUUCAGCUUUAAACCCUCUGGAAUGUCUUGCCCCAUAGACUUCCAUUGUAAGUGCAUUACUAUGAAUGCCGUGUUGGGUGGGUUUACAAACUGAGGGAUGAGUCCAAAUUGUCUGUGGUAAUCAACUGCAUAAGACAGAUACUGUUGCUAGAGCUUAACUUGUAUUAAACCCAGCCCAUUUCUUAAAAAUCUGCAGGCUAAAUGAACCAAAGCCUUUAAACACCACUAAAACACAGUUGGGAAAUGAUUGAAGACUGCACAUAUAAAUGAAAAGACUGUCCAAGAUGCAGCAAGCUUGAUUAUUUAUCCUAUUCUAAGCCUUUCUGACAAAACCCUGCAGAUUAUAUCCAUUGAAUACCAUAAACUACCUCUCUGUAAAUUUUUUGCAGAUGAAUAUACACAUCUUUCACCUGACAGGAAUGUUGCAUGCAUAAAUUUCACUCUUGUUAUACUCUACCAUCACUUAAACUUCUCUUAAUAUUUGCACUGCUGCUGAUGUUGGUAUUUUCAUGGAUUUAUAAUCUACAGUAUUCUGGAACCCAGCAGUUAUCUCAGCUGCAAGCACAAACACAAACUCGGACCAGAGCAUUCCAGUGCUGUUGGUAGUUGGUUGACUGUUAAUCUCAACUUCUCUAAACUCUAAUGUCUUAACCUGCUGUUCCAAACACACUGGACCUACUGAUAGUGAAAGUGUGGACAAUCCUUUGGGAAUGGACCUGUCGUGCUCUUGUGUACAGAUCCAUCCAGAUCAACAGUGAAUUCAUCCAAAGUAUUAACCUACCCUGCGGUGUAUUGCUUUUGUUUUAAUGUCUUGACCAUUUGUGUAUGGCACAGCAAUCUAUUAGCCUAAUUAAUAAUAAAAAAAAAUUACAAAAUUGAAAACAAAACAUUUAUCACUGAACCACUGAAAUACAGGUAGAGUCUUCUUUGUGAACAGCAAUAAAGCGUAAUGUAAGCUAAUUCUCUAUUACUGCAUAACAUUAACUGGUGUAACACUUGCAGUUUAAUGAGUAUAUAAAUAAAUUGAUUUAAUAAAACCAAAAUGAAACCACUCUGUGUCAUGACUUUUGAGAGUUUUGCGCUCUCUUGCAGACUUGAUUCUACAAGCAGACAAGCGCCAUUGUUUGU
Myxocyprinus asiaticus (Chinese sucker) is the source of this 4977-nucleotide messenger RNA. RefSeq names its product protein bicaudal D homolog 1-like. Gene Ontology annotation, cellular component: Golgi apparatus; cytosol. Gene Ontology annotation, molecular function: cytoskeletal adaptor activity; dynein complex binding; dynein intermediate chain binding. Gene Ontology annotation, biological process: regulation of microtubule cytoskeleton organization; microtubule anchoring at microtubule organizing center; positive regulation of receptor-mediated endocytosis. The record is from RefSeq and is a predicted model, not a curated record. Bases 314 to 3067 code for a protein of 917 amino acids. The transcript is spliced from 8 exons. NCBI's taxonomy places the organism in Eukaryota, Metazoa, Chordata, Actinopteri, Cypriniformes, Catostomidae.